UUUCUCUGCGCCUACGUCGAGGAAGAAACCCGCAGAGCGGGGCUUAAGGUCACCGGAAGCCCGCCCUCCUGUCUUCUGCUUCCGGGUCGGAGCCAUGGCGGUGGCAAAUUCAAGCCCCGUCAAUCCCGUGGUGUUCUUUGAUGUCAGCAUUGGCGGCCAGGAAGUUGGCCGCAUGAAGAUCGAGCUCUUUGCAGACGUUGUGCCUAAAACGGCCGAGAAUUUUAGGCAGUUCUGCACUGGAGAAUUCAGAAAAGAUGGGGUUCCGAUAGGAUACAAAGGGAGCACCUUCCACAGGGUCAUAAAGGAUUUCAUGAUUCAGGGUGGAGAUUUUGUUAAUGGAGAUGGUACUGGAGUCGCCAGUAUUUACCGGGGGCCAUUUGCAGAUGAAAAUUUUAAACUUAGACACUCAGCUCCAGGCCUGCUUUCCAUGGCCAACAGUGGUCCCAGCACAAAUGGCUGCCAGUUCUUCAUCACCUGCUCUAAGUGUGAUUGGCUGGAUGGGAAGCACGUAGUGUUUGGGAAAAUCAUUGAUGGACUUCUGGUGAUGAGAAAGAUUGAGAAUGUUCCCACAGGCCCCAACAAUAAGCCCAAGCUGCCUGUGGUGAUCUCACAGUGUGGGGAGAUGUAGUCCAGCGCGAGACCGGAUCAGGCCUUCCCUUCUCUGGGUGAUGCUCUUGAGUAAGAUAAUCUGGAUUGGCCCCUGUGUUUACUUCUGUGCCUGCUGCUGCCCUAUUUGAUCCAGAGACUCGAAGUAUCACAGAUACAGAACACAAGAUUUUCUGUUUAAGUUUUCAACUGUAAAUAAAGUUUGUUUUUUGUUUUUGUA
This is a messenger RNA of Equus caballus (horse), 826 nucleotides long. It is a transcript of the gene PPIH, whose product is annotated as peptidylprolyl isomerase H. NCBI's taxonomy places the organism in Eukaryota, Metazoa, Chordata, Mammalia, Perissodactyla, Equidae. Gene Ontology annotation, biological process: protein peptidyl-prolyl isomerization; protein folding. Gene Ontology annotation, cellular component: intracellular membrane-bounded organelle. Gene Ontology annotation, molecular function: peptidyl-prolyl cis-trans isomerase activity. The record is from RefSeq and is a predicted model, not a curated record.